ACACCCCUUCCUCAGGUCGACACUUUUUUCACGACGCCCAUACGAUCACCUUCCUUGACUCCGCUACUGCAUGACUGACGCAGCAGGGAUGGCGGGACGUCUGAGGCUUCUCUUAUUACUCCUUUCAUUCGUGAGUAGCGAUUAUGCGUCCCAGGAUCACAGUUUCAAACAUGAGUCCAGUUUCAACCAAGAUUUAAGUUUUGAUUUGGCUCAUUUUGGCCGCCAAGAUCCCCAGCCUCUCGAAUACCCGUGCCCGGACAAGAAUGACAUCAAGCCGUGUGUUUGCCUCAGCGGCGGAUUUAUGAUAAGGGACCUGCACUGCUCCGACGUGGCCAACGAGACACAGCUGGCCCAGGUGUUCAGUGCCAAGUUCCCGUACCGCCACUUCCGCUCCCUCGUGAUGGUGGGCAACGCGGGCGUGAGGGAGCUGCGGGCGGGCGUGUUCGGUGAUUUGACGUUCCAAGAGCUACGGCUGGUGUCCGGUGUGCUGGAGAGGGUGGAGGCCGGGGCGCUCGCCAAAAGCCACGACACUCUCAACCUGAUGCAUUUCUACUACAACAAUAUCUACGACUUCCCCCUCGCAGAGCUUGCCUCCUUCACCAAGCUGCGGGAGGUGCGGCUGUACGGCAACAACUUCUCUCUCCUUCCGCCACUCACGUCCCUCUCGCUGGAAAUCUUCAGCAUUGGGUACAACCCACUGAAGAUCAUUAACGGGACCACCUUUGCUGCCACGCCCGCCCUGCGAGAGCUUCACCUUUACGGCGUCAACCUCACCGAGUUGCAGCCAGGAAUAUUUGGCGAGCUGCCUAACCUCUCGUUCUUGAGUCUGAGAGAUAACCACCUUACCACCCUUCCUGACGCGGCCGUGACUCUGGGCAGAGUGGAGGAUGGCCAAGUGUACCUGCAGAACAACGACCUCAUUUCCGUGGCUCCCAACGCCCUCACAGGUCUUGGCGGCGGCUGCGUGUACCUGCAGGACAACGCGCUGGUGGAGGUGGCGGAGCUGACGUGGCGGCCGCUGCUUGAGGCCAACGUCACCCUCGACCUCAGAAACAACCCGUUAUCGUGCGGGUGUGAAGUGGCCUGGCUGGUGCUGGAUCCAACCCUUCUGACCCACCUUGAACCAGAUUCCACGUGUCAGGACGGGCAGAAGCUGACUGACAUCGACCCUGCAAUCUUCGAGGAGUGCUGAGCAACCUCACCUGUUCUUGCACUUACCAUUUAGAGUCACGGUCAGAAAUCUGUUAAGGUGUCACUCUUUUUAACUUUUUUUCAGCAUCAUCCGUCUUAAGUUCUCUUUUUUUUUUUCUUAUGUAAGAGGCGCACUGGUCUAGGGCAACAAAAAAAAAAAAAAGAAAAGAUCCGCUGAGGUGCCAGUUCUUACUGAAAGGCCAAAAAGGAAAAGUCAGAACUGGAGGAUAAGUAGCUUGAAAUCUUCCUCUUGAAAGAGUUUUCUUACAAAACCUGUCAAUGAUAGAUUCUAGGGAAGCAAGUGAACCUAAGAAGCAGGGAAGAUACAAAACACGCGUCUCAUUCUUUUCCACUUUCUUAAGCUUUUUUCUUCAAUAUCUGACCUAUUCUCUCCUCACAAAGCUUGACAACUUGUGUAUUCUAAGGAAAUCAGUAACCUUAUAGAAGAGCACAGCACAAAACACGGUGGAAGUGAGUGUGGCAGGGUACUAGACAUCUGACCAUGACUGUACUUGCUGUUCGUAUCUUCCUUCCAAUGGAUUUAUCGCUAUAUUUUGCCAUCACUGGUUUGCUUCAUUGUUUUAAUCUGAUUCUCUUAUGUCUUCAUUUCCUCUUAUUUUCUCGAUCUUUUUCUGUUAUUGUCAAGCGUUUCUUUUUUUCUUUUUCCUAUUUAUUUCUCUGAUGUGUUCUUUAUAUCUUUGCAUUAUCGGAAAAUAAUACCUUCUUUGUAUCCCGAUAAUAAACAAAAACACCUCACCAAAUCUUUCUGCUUUAAGGGCUCCGCCGAUGGUUGCUUGCUUUGAUAUAAAUUUCUUAUUUCCUCUA
Scylla paramamosain (green mud crab) is the source of this 2016-nucleotide messenger RNA. RefSeq names its product oplophorus-luciferin 2-monooxygenase non-catalytic subunit-like. The transcript is spliced from 4 exons. Gene Ontology annotation, molecular function: protein binding. The record is from RefSeq and is a predicted model, not a curated record. Lineage: Eukaryota; Metazoa; Arthropoda; Malacostraca; Decapoda; Portunidae. The coding region runs from base 71 to 1192 and encodes 373 amino acids.